ACAGACGGUGAGAUGGGGGGAGACUGAGCAGAACCGAGCGAGCGGAGUCACCAUGUAUCCACAAUGCUGGCUACCCAGCAGGAAGUGUCAACUUCUGUCUAAUAGAGGACCAUGAUGGACCGGAGAUAACCGCUUCCCUUUUUGUUGCACCAAUCACAGUUUCUGAUGCAGCACAGCCAUGAGAGCAUGGCACAGACUGCGGGUGGCUUUCCUCCUCGGCUCUUUGUUCGUCAUCCUGCUGAUCAUCGUCUACUGGGACGACGUUGGAGGCUUCAGCCUCUACCCCAUUCAGGAGCUGAAACACAAGUUCGCUCAGUCCGGUUGCUGCACCGACAUUACUGCAGUUUCUCCUCUGUCCGUGUCCACUGAUCGAACACGGCCCCGUCCCCCUAUUACCGUCUACACCACCGCGUCUGCAGCUACACUUAUCUCAAAAGGAGCAGCUCAGAAAAUUACAGAUGUGGAGCAAAAGAAGAAGGAAUCAGAGUAUGAGGGGGUAAAGACUGCUGAUGAUGGUGAACAAAAGGUGAGAAAGCAAAGGAUCAUGGAUGUGUGUUUAGGAAAGGGCGCUGUGGAUUUUCCAGGACGGACUCGAGCGUUUGAACAGAUCCCCAUCAGGGAAUUGGAUCACCUAAUUGUGGAUGACACACAUCAGAUUAUCUACUGCUACGUUCCUAAGGUAGCAUGCACCAACUGGAAGAGAGUCAUGGUGGUCCUGUCUCAGUCUCUGGUCUCCCCCUCCACAGGAAAACCUUACACUGACCCAGAGACUGUGCCUGCUGACCUGGUACACAACUCGUCCCUCCACCUCACCUUUGCUAAAUUUUGGCGACACUAUGGUUCACUGUCCCGCCACCUGAUGGCACUCAAGCUCCAGCACUACACAAAGUUUCUGUUUGUUCGAGACCCCUUUGUGCGCCUGAUCUCCGCCUUCAGGAACAAGUUUGGAAGGCCCAACGAGGACUUCUUCAGGCAUUUUGGUUCGGUUAUGCUGCAUCGUUACGGUAACGUGUCGGAGGGUUUGGCAGAGAGCGCUGCUGAGGCAUUUGCAGCAGGAAUCAAACCAACAUUUCAUCAAUUUAUAUCAUACCUUGUCGAUCCUGAGACGGAGAGGGAGAACAUCUUCAAUGAACACUGGCGGCAGGUGUACCGUUUGUGCCACCCAUGUCAGGUGAAAUACGACUUCAUUGGGCGAUUAGAAACUCUGGAAACAGACUCGGAGCACCUUCUCAAGCUGCUGAAUGUGGAUCACCUCCUGCGUUUCCCUUUAGGUUCCAGAAACCGCACCGAAGCCAGCUGGGAACAGGACUGGUUUUCACAGAUACCUGUUGCUAAAAGGAAAGAACUGUACAAGCUGUACGAACCAGACUUUGAGAUGUUUGGCUACCCCAAACCUGACAGCGUGCUCCACCAGUAGACCACCUAGGCUCUGUGAUUAUGGACCGGUACUCGUCCAGAUUCUGUCUUAACGCCAGUCUGUGAUGCUAUUUGACUAAUUCUGAACAUGUCAAAUGAGAAAGUGCCUGUCAGUUUUUCAUUUUUAUAUAUUAUUUGAUUUCCAUAAUGUGCCUGUUUAUACUUCGCAUUGUCACAUCUGUUUUUUCCUCCAUGUUGAAAUACUUUUUAAUCAUUCAUGAUUAAGUUUUAUUGAAAUUUACACCAAGUACUACUUAUAAAAAUACACAAGUCCCCUGUGUUUGAUAAUUUUUGUUGAACCUCAGGAUCUCUGAUUAUACCUAUCAGACCACAUAAUUAAUAAAACAAUCAAUUGA
This is a messenger RNA of Nematolebias whitei (Rio pearlfish), 1772 nucleotides long. Its product is annotated as carbohydrate sulfotransferase 12. Gene Ontology annotation, molecular function: sulfotransferase activity. The coding region runs from base 179 to 1417 and encodes 412 amino acids. Gene Ontology annotation, cellular component: membrane. The transcript has 6 exons. Gene Ontology annotation, biological process: carbohydrate biosynthetic process; proteoglycan biosynthetic process. NCBI's taxonomy places the organism in Eukaryota, Metazoa, Chordata, Actinopteri, Cyprinodontiformes, Rivulidae. The record is from RefSeq and is a predicted model, not a curated record.